UUCCUGUCUGCAAACACGUCACAAUCAUGAUUAGAAUUGAUGAUCGGAGGUUCUGAUUUCAUUGUCUAGCAAAGGGGACGGGUGUAGAAAUCUGCUGAAUUUGAGCGUUCGUCUGAUUUUGACAUCAGAAAUGCCACAUUGCCCAGCAGCCUGCCAGGUACACUGAGGCAGGAUGAGUGCAAUCACAAUUGCGCUAAUCUAGAGACAUGCAGGUUGCGCUGUGAUCUGCAUGGCUGCCCCGUUCCAGUCCGGUAGCAGAAUGGAUGCGUGGCCAAACAGACGUGGCCUGCAGGCUUUUUGGGGGUUCUUUAUCUUUGUGGUUGCCUCUCAGAUGAACCUGCGGUCAGUGUUUACGGCUGAACAGCAGAGGAUCCUGGAACGUUACUAUGAUAAUGGGAUGACCAAUCAGAGCAAGGCUUGCUUCCAGCUAAUACUCCAAUGUGCUCAGGAGGCCAAACUGGACUUCAGCGUGGUCCGGACAUGGGUUGGCAACAAAAGACGUAAGCUCGCCUCCAGGGUAGAUCAAAAUGGAGGCGUGCCUCAUUCCUUAUCCAGUCACGGACUCGCUGGGGGACUACUCUCCAAUCACACGUUAGCCGGAGGUGCUCUGUCCAAUCACGGCCUGGCGGCGGGGGCACUGCUACCUGCUGAAAUGGCUGCAGCGCGGAGCAUCCAGAACCGUGUGCACCUUGUCCCUCCAUCCUCGUCCUUCCCUUCUUUCUCGUCAACAUCCUCCUCUCCUUCCUCUUCCUCUCCCCUCAGCAGCGGAAGCAACAACAACAACAACAAUAAUGACGUCAUACUGACCGGGAUCUACUCUCUCAACUCCGUCCCUCGCUCCCGAUCAAGACCUACAGCCCCCCCAUCUCAGUCAGACUCCGAGCUUUCUGCACACACAUCCUCAUCUCUGAUCAGCCAGGCCCUGCAGAGCAGGAGCUGCUCUACCUCCUCACCCCUCCACUCCAAGCUGGUCUCACUCUCUCAGAACUUCCCAUCCCUCACAUCUGCCUCAGGGCCUUUAGUCUACACUGCAGUCAGGAAGGGAACUUUACCCCUUGGGGAAGCAGGGGUAAGUGCAGGAGCAGGGGUAGUACCUCACAGUUGGACUAGGCAGUACGGUACAGCGCAAACUCGCCCUUGGUCCUCUUCCUCACAGUCCCAGACUCAGCUUCACGCCAGACCUCACUUCAACUCCCAACCUCAGCCGCCUGCCCCACAGAAGACUCGGGUCUCCCUCCCAGUGCAAAACUCUGGCCCCUCUGAACAGACACCUCGUAUUCAGCAGGUCUUCACCUUGUCAGAAAGAGGCGAGGGAGACAGACUCAGACCGAGUCCCGUGUCUUCCCAGAAAGGCCAGGAGAGUCAUAGGCCAGCGCCCUAUCCUCUGGACACCAGUCAUAACUUCUCCAUUGCCAUGGAAACUGGAGAUGAAGCAGAUGAGUGGCAAAGGGAAGAGGAGUUGGCAAAUAUGGCCGCUCACACGCACAUCCACAGGGAGCAGAUGUCAGCUAGCCCAACUGGUGCUGAGGUGUCUGUGGUGAGAGGAAGCCACUCGCCCCCUAUGGCUAGCUCCAGACCCACACUGCUUCACAGCAACACAACCCUUCAAGGCAGCUACUCCCUCACAGCACAGACCUCACUUACAGGGGAAUCCAGCUCACAGACUUCAAUUGGUGUGUCUGCUGCCCCCUGGGUUAUCAGCAAUUCCAGAAAGAGAACACUGCAGGAUCGGACCCAGUUCAGUGACGCGGAUCUCGUCCAGCUGAAGCGCUACUGGGACCGAGGCAUGACCAGCCUGGGCUCAGUCUGCAGGGAAAAAAUCACUGCUGCAGCGAACCAGCUCAAUGUAGACACUGAAAUAGUCAAGACAUGGAUCAGUAACAGACGGAGGAAGUACCGCCUGAUGGGUAUUGAAAUCCCUCCACCUAAAGGUGGGCCUGCUGUGUUCUCAACCUCAUCUCCAGGAAACGAUUCUCCGUUGGGCCUCAGUCCCGACGAGGAUCGGCUCAGAACGCCUGAACUCGGAGAUGACUUGAAUGAUGGGGGGUCUGUCUGCCUGUCUGAAGAUGGCACCAUCGACUCACAACACAGAGACGCAGUAGAUGGAACAGAUUUCUCCGCUGCUGCUCCACUGGCCAAUAAUGUGAAGAUCGAAGUAAUUGAUGAGGACGAGGAAGAAGAAAAUGAUGAUUAUGAUGGUGAAUUGGUGGCUACAGACCUAGAGCAAAUGCAGAGCCUGCUGGAAUUCAAGCACGAGGAAGUGCAGUUCUUAGAGCAUGAGCUAGAGAACCAAAAACACAAAUACCAGGAGCUUGCAAGCUUCACGAAGAGCCUGCUCAGUGCUGUGAGGAAUAAUGACCUGCAGAGACAGCAGGAACUCAUGGCCAGUCUACCUCAGCCUUCAGACCAGGACUGGGACAUGGCAGUGGAGAGAGGAACCCAGCCUGGUGCUGCAUCGGCGGACGCAUCCUCCCACCACGAUGACUCCCCGGGGGCUAGUACAAACAGCGUGGAGACUCCGCCGGCCCCAGCAUACGAAGAAGUCCCACUGGUCUGCAUAAACGAAGAUGACACAAUAACUGAAGUUACUGAGCCCUCUGCAUCAGAGGAGCAACUACAGGAAGCCGUUUCAGAACAAAAGUGACUAUUUCAUGUACAUCAGCUCACAUAGACUCAUGCAGAUUUUUCCACACUCCACACAGAAGCCGGUUUCAGACGAGAGGGACUGUAUGGUCUUAUAUUUACACAAACACUGGUAAACUGACCCUCCACGCCCAGUGCCUGUGGAUUGAUGCUUCAUUAUGACUGUUGGGCUGACAAAUGCCUUUUUUACUGCAUAUCAUUCGCCUUGCUCUGGACCAGUCCAGAGAGAACAAUAAACGACCUCUAAUUUA
This is a messenger RNA of Micropterus salmoides (largemouth bass), 2894 nucleotides long. RefSeq names its product highly divergent homeobox (gene hdx). The record is from RefSeq and is a predicted model, not a curated record. The transcript has 11 exons. Gene Ontology annotation, biological process: regulation of transcription by RNA polymerase II. Bases 230 to 2644 code for a protein of 804 amino acids. Gene Ontology annotation, molecular function: RNA polymerase II cis-regulatory region sequence-specific DNA binding; DNA-binding transcription factor activity, RNA polymerase II-specific. NCBI's taxonomy places the organism in Eukaryota, Metazoa, Chordata, Actinopteri, Centrarchiformes, Centrarchidae.